Molecule: messenger RNA, 4344 nt
Organism: Mycena citricolor
Lineage: Eukaryota; Fungi; Basidiomycota; Agaricomycetes; Agaricales; Mycenaceae
Source: the annotation of a GenBank genome assembly
AUGAGUUUUUUCAGCCGCAAGAAUAAACAGGCUGCGCCCCAAGCGGCUCCUGCAGUGUCUGUUGCGCAGACACCAAGCCAGGCGCUGGCUCAGCUUUCUGCUGCGGCUGCCGCGAAGGAGCAGCAGAACGCCCCCCAACACCCCCCUCCCCAGCGCAACGAUGAAUUGUUCGUAUUACAUUCUGUCGUUACGGAAUGUAUCACUUAUGAGCUUGCCAGUGCACCAAGUAGUAUCACCAGCAACAACAGUCUGAGUAGCGCGAACGGGCAGCCGAAUGGUCUACAACAGCGCCUUAAAAACUCUGGAAUCCCCAACGGUCCCAGUCCUCAGGCGCAGGCGCAGGGCCAACAGCCACCAUCUUCCAAUUCACAACAACCGCGUUCCGCUUAUCCAUGGGCUGCAUUCCGACCGAGCCUCCCUCCUCCCUCCAUACUGAACAAACCUGGUGUGGCUCCCCCCACAACACCGUCCCCGUCCCCAUUCCCCCGCUAUGGCCAUGCGCUGCCUGCGAACGCGACCGCCAGCGGCGACCUGUACAUCUUCGGCGGCUUGGUGAGGGAGGCGGCCCGCAACGAUCUCUACCUUUUUUCGACCCGGGAGCAAUCCGCAACUCUGCAGCAAACAGCUGGCGAUGGGCCUUCACCGCGGGUCGGGCAUGCCAGCGCGCUGGUCAGCAAUGUGCUCAUUGUCUGGGGUGGGGACACCAAGACAGAUCCGAAAUCCAGGCCAACUGACAAGCAAGACGACGGCCUGUACCUAUUGAACCUGGUUUCGCGGGAGUGGACGAGAGUCUCUGUGCACGGAACAGCCCCACCUGGAAGAUAUGGACACGCUGUCACGAUGGCAGCUGGCUCCAAAUUCGUUGUGUUCGGUGGGCAAGUGGAUGGAGAGUUUUUGAAUGAUCUAUGGUCCUUUGACCUCAACUCCCUGCGCACUAGAGCAACAUGGGAACUGCUGGAACCCGCUUCCGAGGACCGUCCGGCUCAGCGAACGGGGCAUAUUACGUUGACGUUCGAUAAUCGGAUCAUUGUUUUCGGUGGUACCGACGGGCAGUACCAUUACAACGACACGUGGUCAUUCGACCUCGCCACCCGCCAAUGGUCUGAGCUGCAAUGCAUCGGGUUCAUUCCGUCGCCUCGUGAAGGACACGCGGCUGCGUUGGUUGAUGACGUGAUAUACAUCUUUGGCGGUCGGGGUGUUGAUGGAAAGGAUCUAAGCGAUCUCGCUGCAUUCAAAAUCUCCAAUCAAAGAUGGUAUAUGUUCCAGAACAUGGGCCCGUCACCCAGCGGUCGUUCAGGCCAUGCCAUGGCUGCUGUCGGACCCAGAGUGUACGUCCUGGGCGGUGAGUCAUUCACCCCGUCAAAAACGGAUGACCCGGGAUUGGUCCAUGUUCUCGACACGAAACACAUCAAGUAUCCGGCCAAUCCACCGCCGGCCCCCCAACAACAAGGCGUGACGCGUCAGGCUUCGGCCAACCCAGCGCCGUCACAACUGGCCUCGGCUGCUGCUCGAUCUGGGUCACCAAGUGUGCACUUGGCCGGUGAACCCGACGACUCUCGCCGAGCGAUGUCCCCUCCGAACAUGAGGAAAGCGAACGGGAUAGCGAACGGCAUUCCUAAUGGUGUCCGAGGGGGAACACCGCCUGUCCGGCCGCGCCGCGAGGAUGUCGAAGACGUCGAGCUGGUUGAUGAGCCUGUCCGCGAGCGAACGAUGUCACCGGAGCAGCCAGCUGCUCAACGUGUCAAAAGCCCGGCGUUUAGCGUGGCGAGCCGGGCAGUAUCGCCGACGAACGGCAUGUCUGGGGAGCCCCCCAACAUGGUCAGCAUGUCGAUGCCCAUGGGUGGCCGGGGAUCUCCGGCGGUUGACAGGGCACGUCCAUCCGUGGAGGCUCCGAGCAGCGGGUCACCGACGAUAGCGUCUCAUACCGGUCACGGAUCGCGGGCCGGAUCUGUCACCAAUGUCAACGCCGAUCUGCUCAAGGACCUCAAAGCCAAGGAGCUCGAACUCGAAGCUGUGCGACGUCAAAUGGCAUGGAUGAAGGAAGCGUUGGGUAAGGCGUCCAAGGCCGGCUACGUUCAGGACGGGCCAGAAAUGGAGAUGAGCGACGAAGGCACCGACUCCAGGCUACGAGAGCUCGCGAUGCAAUUCAAAACCUUCAAAGCUCGGAUGCAGAACAUGAUGGUAGAGCAGGCCAAGGCUGCAUCGGACAAUAUUGCCGAUGCCGAGCGGAUGAAGAACAGCGCAACACAGGAAGCUGCUUACUAUCGAGCAAAGAUGUCCGCUUUGGACGAGAACAAUGCUGGCGAGGUGUCUCGUAUGGAGAAGGAGCGAAUCAAGGACCUCGAGCAGCGGCUCUCCGCCAUGAUGAACGAGCGAUGGGAGCAAGAUCGAAAAAUGAGCGAGCUUUCCGACUCUCUGGCGCUGCAGACGAUGCUGUACGACCAGGCCGAGGCUCGAGCCAACGAGGCAACGCGACGAGCCGAUCUAGAGGAAGAGUCACAUGAGCGGACGAUAACGCGCCAUAACCAUUUGCAGGAGCGAAAUCACAACUUGGAUGCUCAGCUCCGAGAGCACUCUGAACGACUUCUCAGCCACACCUCGGCAUUGGAGCAGAGGGAAGCGGACGAGAUGAGUCUACGGGCUCAGGUUGAAGAGCUCAUCCAGUCGCGGGAUCAGCAUCUCCGCGCUCUGGAGCAAGCUCAGAUCACCAUACAGGCUUCCACCUCUCGAUCAGAAGAGAUGGAUCUGCAAUACGAACGUGCUCGCGAGACCAUCACCUCCCUCGAAUCCGACACCGCAGAGCUUCGCGGGGAACUAGAGAGCCGGUCGUCAGAGGUUGACGCUCUCAGAAAUCGACUCACCGAGGCGGAGAAUGCCUGGGCAAAGUCACGCGAGGAGGCCGAUGCCUUCAGGGCCCUCACGACAGGCAGUUUGGGAGAACUGUUGGAUUCGCACAAGGAUCUCAAGGCUGAUGAGGACCGUUCCACCAGAGGCCACGCGAAAAGGCAGCUGCGAUGGAGGCCGAAGCAGCACCAGAUCUCGCUGGCUGAGGAGAGGAAGCGCGUGCGGGAUCACGAGACCGAGCAUUCCUCACUGCGCUCGCAAAUUGUUGCCUUGCGCACCCAGCUUGCCACCGCCCAUACCGAAAGCAGUCGAUUGAAAAGGGAGCUCUCUGAUCGAGAAGCCCAGCUCAGCGAGCGGUCUCGAGAGUCCACCGAAUCCAACGUGCGGCUCGUCACGCUACGAAAUUAUCUGGCCGAGAAUGGCAUCAGCGUCGACGACGAAGCAGAGAACCCGCGGUCACGUGCCACGGGAGCUGCAUCACCGCUCGUCUCUGAGCUUGAGAACAAGCUGGCAGAGCGCACCAGAAUGCAGGAGAAUGCAGAACGGGAGCUUAGCCAAGCGUUGCGCAAGAACCGGGAGAUUGAGGCCACUUUGGACAAGGUCUCCGUGCAACUCGACGAGGCCCGAUCUAGUCCUGCGACGAAUCCGGAUGCGGAGCUCCGGGCCACUGAAGCUGAGCGCAAGCUUGAAGAGACGGAGCAAGGCUACAAAGCUCGUAUGCAGCAGAUGGAGGAGGACUACCAACUGGCUGUCCAUUACGUCAAGGGAACAGAAAAGAUGAUGAGACGGAUGCGAGAGGAGCUGACCAAGCAGAAGAACACCAACGUCACGCUCCAAGCCGACCUCGACGCUUCCCGCAACGGUAAAGACCGAAAACUGCUGAACGGACGAUCUACGCCAUCAUCAGAAGACGGCCACGACACGCUUUUGCGCGGGCAGCUCGUCGAUGCCCAGCGCCAAGUGCAACGACUCAACAAUGACAACAAGGAACUGCGUCUCCGGCUGGAGAACUUGGAGAAAGAUCUGGAGCUGAUGCGCGACAAUCUGCUGGCGUCGCAGCGGGAAUCUGAUGACCGGCUGACUCAGGUCGAGGAUCUGCAGCACGAGGUGGAGCGGCUGGAGUCGUCGCUCGCCGUCACAAGGGGCGGCAACGAGGAAACGUUGCUCGAGAAGUUGAGCAGCGAAAACACGAAUCUCCGGCGCGAGAAUGAUCAGCUGUCGCAUAAGAUUGGGCUACUGUUGGAGGUGGACCAGCCAUCUUUCGGCCGCAGACCAAUGUCUGGCGCUUCGGGCCGACCCGGCAGCAAUUCGAGCCUGGAAAAUGCGUUGGCGUUCGAAAAUCUGAGCAGCGAGCUCGACGACUGGCAGCGGCAGCUGGCGAGCUCGAUGAGCAACCGGAGACCGCUGAGCGAUUUCGAUUCAGAGCCAGAUCGCGCAAAAUCGCCGCCACGAAUAUAGUCUUGCUUUGUAAUGCUUGUUUGCCAGCCUCCUCCAUCUACG